AUGCGGGAUGGGAUGACGGCCCGCUGGCUAUUUCAAACGUGGUUAGUGAGCGUCGUCGCGGGGUCGUGUCUUCUGGAGAAUGGCCGAUCUUCCGUUUAUCUAUCCGUUUUUGAAGAUUUGAGACCAGGAGAAAUCGUCGGCAGCAUCCCCGUAGAAGAUUUUAAAACAGAUGGAGGGAUCGAGCUGAAAGUUGUCAAGGGAUCGGAUUUUGUCGAUAUCAACCCUGGGAGUAAUCAGCUAACGUUGAAGAGCCCGUUGGAUCGGGAUGAGGGCAACUCCAAAAUCGAAGCCGUCGUCGAGUGCAAAUCCACCGUCGACUCUGCCUCAGAUUUCGAUCAGCUAAACAUCACCGUCUUCAUCACCGUCAAAGACGUCAACGACAACGCCCCAGAAUUUGACGAAAAAGAGUACCAUAUAAAUGUCAGCGAGGAGCUGCCGAUUGGAACAAUUGUCUUCACCGGGAUCUCGGCGACCGACAAUGAUCAACCGGGCCCAAAUUCCUUCCUACAGUACUCCAUUCUACCAUCGGAAUAUUCACACCUUUUGGAUAUCGAGGAUCCGUUCAAGCCAGUGAUCACGGUCAAGAAUCGUAUCGACUAUGAAAAGGUGAAGAGCUUCGCCGUCCAAAUUGAAGCUCGUGAUCAGGGAAAUCCGAGCAGGGCUUCUGUGGUACCACUUCACGUCACUGUUGAGGACCAGAACGAUUUGAAUCCUCGGUUUGAGCGCGACUAUUACGUGUCAAGGAGGAUGAAGGACGGCCUGCUCGUCAUCGACCCAUCCCCAAUCCGCGCCGUCGACGGUGACGCCCUAAACGCCAACAUCCGCUACAGUCUCUCCGGAGAACUCAGCUCCCACUUUGCCAUCAAUCAAGACGGCCAAAUCCGUGUACGCAGCAAUCCGCCGCCUCCAUUUGCCGUCUUCUUUGUUCAUGCCUAUGAAGAGAAAAACCCAGAGAAAAAUGCGACCGCCAUCAUCAAGGUCCAACAAGGUUCAAAUAUCCAUUUCGAAAACGACCUCUACAAUUUGAAGCUCUCGAGCAACACCCCCCAGGGCACCGUACUCGCCCGAAUCAAGGCGUACUCGGAAACGAAUAACCCGCUGAAGUACAAGAUCCUCGGAAUCGAGCCACAGAUGCUGAGAAUCGAGCCUUCGUCCGGGAAUAUCAUCAUGGGCAAGCUGCCAAUUCAGCUGAAAGUGUUCUACGAGUAUAACAUUACGGCGACGGACGGAGCGGAGGAAUCCCAUGCCCGAGUCCACGUGUUUGUCGACGCUAUCGCCGACUGUUCGGAUGGGCCGAGGUUUGAGAGAGUGGAGAGUACGGCCGACUCCCCGGAGGGUCUCACGCUCGUCGGCCCAUUAAAAACGAACGCCGACCAAGUGUCCUACGAGUUGUUGAAUAUGAAAAAGGAUUUCCACAUCUCAUCCGAAGGUAUCGUCACGAUGCGACAAGGUGCCGCUCCCCAAUGUGUCGUCUGCGAAAUCGUUGUCCUAGCCAGAGACCAGCAUGGCCGUGUCGGACACACGAAAGUGAUCCUCCGGAAUCCGGGACUCGUCAUGUCCACCUCAUCGGCCCUGACGUUCCUCGUCCUCUGUAUCUUCUGUCUGAUUCUGCUGAUGAUGGUGGUGUUUGUGUGCAAAAAAGUCUCCUAUGUCCUGCAAGAAAAGCUCUUUUCUAGCUCAGACUCCAGCGGGUGGAGACACAACAAGCGCAACCGGAUGUGCUGGCUGAACAGAUCCACGGACAGCGGGGUGAUCAUCACGGGCACGAUGCCGACGAAUGGAUCGAGAUACGUCGUCAACCCCGAAAAAGGCAUCGACAACCGGAUCUCUGACAUUAGCGUCACUGGCAAUAUUACCCAAACAAAAUCACCGGGCCCUGUCAGGACCAGCGGUGCCCACCUGGUCCCGGUUACCGUAUCCAACCGAGAUGGCGCGCCUACUGUAUAUUUU
This is a messenger RNA of Mesorhabditis spiculigera, 1950 nucleotides long. The record is from the annotation of a GenBank genome assembly. NCBI's taxonomy places the organism in Eukaryota, Metazoa, Nematoda, Chromadorea, Rhabditida, Rhabditidae.